This is a messenger RNA of Hypanus sabinus (Atlantic stingray), 4456 nucleotides long. RefSeq names its product UDP-N-acetyl-alpha-D-galactosamine:polypeptide N-acetylgalactosaminyltransferase 16 (gene galnt16). Bases 44 to 1744 code for a protein of 566 amino acids. Gene Ontology annotation, cellular component: Golgi apparatus. The transcript has 15 exons. Lineage: Eukaryota; Metazoa; Chordata; Chondrichthyes; Myliobatiformes; Dasyatidae. The record is from RefSeq and is a predicted model, not a curated record.
CUGUGCCGACCAGGGUGCGAGGGGCAGGAGCGCCCAGCCCACGAUGCGAAGGGUGCGGGUGAACGCCGCCGCCCUGCUCACAGUUGCCUGGAUCCUCGGUUUGUUCUACUAUCUGUGGCAAGGGGGCAAGCCCCGUCCAGCAGUGCACGGCCCCGGGGAGCCCCUGUACCAGCGGCAGCCCCUGCACUCCGGGCAGGUCGCCGGCGGCAGGCAGGCGAUAACUAAAACACCGCUAUUAGAUAAAAGUAAAGAGCAGACCUUUGAUGAGAAGGCCUAUCUUUCCAGCAAGCUCCUGCAGCGCGGAGAAGAUCCCUAUGGGCACCAUGCGUUCAACCAGCGGGAGACUGACAAGCUGGCCAGUGACAGGGAGAUCCGAGACACCAGAAACUACAGGUGCUCUGCACUCACGUACGCCAAGGAUCUGCCGCCAACCAGUGUCGUCAUUACCUUCCACAAUGAGGCCCGCUCCACAUUACUGCGCACCGUGAGAAGCGUCCUGAACCGCAGUCCUCCGUGGCUCAUCCAGGAAAUCAUUCUGGUGGAUGACUACAGCCGUGACCCUGAGGACUGUGAGCUCUUAAUGAAGAUUCCCAAGAUCCGAUGUUUGAGGAACACUAAGCGUGAAGGGCUGAUUCGAUCACGAGUGAAGGGAGCUGAUGCUGCUACUGCAGAGGUCCUGACCUUCCUGGAUAGCCACUGUGAGGUAAACAAGGACUGGCUGCAACCCCUCUUGCAUCGAGUUAAGGAGGAUCACACUCGGGUCGUGAGCCCCAUCAUCGACGUCAUAAGCCUGGACACCUUCGCUUACUUGGCCGCGUCUGCAGAUCUUAGGGGAGGCUUUGACUGGAGUUUGCACUUUAAAUGGGAACAGAUAUCCUUUGAGCAGAGGAUGGCAAGACCAGACCCAACCCAAUCAAUCCGGACCCCUGUUAUCGCUGGAGGGAUCUUUGUCAUGAAUAAAUCCUGGUUUAACCACCUUGGAAAAUACGACACGCAAAUGGACAUCUGGGGUGGUGAAAACUUUGAGCUGUCUUUCCGUGUCUGGAUGUGCGGAGGAAGUCUGGAAAUUGUUCCCUGCAGUCGUGUUGGGCACGUCUUCCGCAAACGACAUCCGUACGACUUCCCCGAGGGCAACGCACUCACCUACAUCAGGAACACCAAGCGCACUGUGGAGGUCUGGAUGGAUGAUUACAAACAGUACUAUUACAAAGCCCGCCCUGCAGCUGUUGGCAAGCCUUACGGAAAUGUUGCCGAUCGAGUGGAGCUGCGUAGGAGGCUACAGUGCAAGUCCUUCCAGUGGUACCUUGAAAACAUCUAUCCUGAACUGCGAAUUCCAGAGAAGGAGGUGCUUGAAACAGUCGUGAUACGACAAAAAGGAGGAUGUUUAGAGCCUCAGAGUCCGUAUAGAACCGCCAACCCCAUCAUCAAACUUGGCCAGUGCUCAGACACUCAAAACUUAAUUUCCUCCAGCCAGGAAUGGGUCUUGUCUGGAUCUAUGAUUAAGCAGAUCGACAAGUGUGUGGCGAUUACAAACUUCUCCAUAGAUUCACAGGUUGUGCUGGACCAGUGCAACCAAGGGGAUGGCAGACAGAAAUGGACGCUGAAGGGAGGAGCUAUCCAGCACCUUAUAACUGGGGCAUGCUUGGACAGCCAAGCAGCCAAGUUAGAUGCCAACCAGGUGGGCACCACACCUUGUCAGCCCAAGCUUUACAGCCAACAGUGGGAUGUGUUGAAGGUCACGUGACAUCAGAAGUUGUGUGGCCCGUAUCAACGUGCGUACAUGUGAACUGGGAUUUUUAAGGUUGUAUAAAUGUAUUUUCACUCUUGAGGCACGGUUCAACAAGAUGGGAUGCUGAUGAACUACAUAGAGAAGAAACACUGGGUCUGGAGCCUCAACACGAUUCAGUAUGGAUGGGACUGGAGCUGCCUCCAACACAAACAAAAUGCUUCUACAACUUCACUCCCCGGGUUCCUGUCAUAGUCGGCAGGAUGUUAAUGUAAUAUUUUCAUGACCCCAGAGCAAUCUCAGAGGGUUAGACACUUUGUUCACAAGCAGAGUGUUGUAGGGUCAGAAAGCCUACCUGAUCACCCAUUCGGGUAGUGUUAUUACACCACUGCCCUGUUGAUCACUUCUUCACAUUUAAACUCAUGGCGGGUUUGUGAGUUUUUGUUGUUCAUGACUAGACUGUAAAUAAAUCAUAGCUGCAGUUAACAGAUCUUUGAGUGAUCAGUUGAUGUUGCAUGUCCCAGCAGUAAGUACAGAAAAAACAGUCAUAGAGUAAUACAGCAGCAAAACAGGCCCUUUGGCCUAAAUGAUCCACGCUGACCACAUGUUCCUCCCUGCUAGUCCCAGGCCCAUAACCCUCCAAGCUCCUCUCCUCUACGUACCUAUCCAAUUUUAUAAUUGCACCUACCUUCAUCAUGUCCUCUGGCCCUUCUAUAAAUAAAUUACUUUUCAGGUCUCUUAAAAUUUUCUCCUCUUAACCUGUAUCUGUGCCUUCUAGUUUUGGACUCCCCAACCCAGGGGUAAAGACUCUGACCACCAAACUUAUCCAUACCCCUCAUGAUUAUAUAAACUUCUGUGAUAGUGGUCACCAACCCUUCGAUCGCGAUCGACUGGUUGAUCGUUGAGACUUUCCCAGUAGAUCCCGAAACAAAAAGAAAAAUAAAUACACAAAUACUGUUGAGAGAUUGUUUCCGGGUUGUGGGGUUUUAGUUCCAUUCUUUCUGCCCAGUGCGCAUACACGUAGCUCCCCCCACACUACACAGUGUAAUUCAGUGGUCCCCAACCACCGGGCCGCGGGGAAACGAUAUGAGCCAGUUGCACCUUUCCUCAUUCCCUGUCACGCUGACUGUUGAACUUGAACCCACGCGAGAUCAUCAGUCGCCUAAACGCAGUGACACCCUCGCGCCAGAGAUCACUGGCUGGCCUCGGGUAACUGGCCGGCGGGAAGUGCCGUUGCUACUGGCCUGGAGAGCGGAUAGAUGGGUACCGCCUCUGAACCUGUUUACCACACUGAAUGUUCGUGGGGAACCCGGUGCUAAGAUAUUCGCAGACAUCCUAAUUUGGGCUCAGGAUUUCGUAAGUAGCAGAGCAGCUACCGCGUUGUGAUCUACUGAAACAAACUUUUGUCAGCCAAUAGAUCCUACAAGGGGGGCGAGUGGGUGCCCUGUUGCACUCCUCGCUCGGUCGCUCUCUCCGGACUGCGACCGCCAUCUUGCCUUUCACUAAGGCCGAGGUAGGGGAUCUUGGGCUUGAAAAGGUUGGUAACCACUAUUCUACGAGGUCACCCCUACAGGGAAUAAAGUUCCACCAUGGCCAAGCUCUCACUAUAUCUCCAGUCCUCUAGACAAUGCAACAAUUUCUCCUGCACCCUCUCCAGCCUGACAGUUUAUUUCCUAAAGCAGAGUGGCCCAAACUGCACAAACUGUUCCCAUCAACAGCUUACAUAGCAGAAACAUGAUGUCGCCACUUCUGAAGGGCAGCCAAUGUGCUAAAUGCUUCCUUCACUACCCUACCUACUUGCGUUGCCCCUUUCAAAGAACUGUACUCCCUGGUCCCUCUGUUGCACAACACUAGCCUGUUCCCUGCCACUUACUCUGUAAGUUUGACUGUCCAAGUGCAUCACUUCACACUUAUCAAGUUGAAAUCAACCCAUCUACCUGACUGAUCAAAAUCUCUUUGUAAUUCAUUGUAACCUGUUUCAAAUUAGCAGGACCCCUGGUUUAGGUGUCAUUAGCAAACUUGCUAAUUUCACCCUGUACAUUCGUAUCCAGCCCGUUUGCGUGCCAAUACAUAAUGAAUGACAGAAGUCCCAGUAUAGAUAUCUGGUAUUUUCAAUCCUGCAGUUGGAAAAUCAACCUUCAACAAUCAUCCUCUGCUUCCUGUCAUUUCACUAGCUUCCCUUGAAUUCCAUGCAACCUGAUAUAUCCUCCAGGUAUCCACCAGUAUCCACGUUUCUCAAAAGUUCUGGAAAAGUCUUAAAACCUCAUUCAAUGGAUAAAUAAAAUCUAUGGAUUUUAAUUUUUCUUUUUGUACUUGAGACUUACAGCAAUAAUUUAAAAAAUGGAGUUUAAUAUCCGACAACAUAAAUUUCAACCUACAAAUAAAUUAUAAUGAGAUGGAAGGAGAGGAAGUUACGUUUCCAAGAAGUUAACUGCUUUCAGUUAACCAGUGCCAAGAAAUAAGGUGACAUUUGUCACAUUGUCAACUUGCCAAAAUCACCUGACAUUAUAUUAAAGCAGGUUUGGAGUAUGGACUAGUUUGGACAGGUUCAUUCAGGAACUCAAUGUACUGUCAAGAUCUCCCUCAGUGGGUAUUCUCAGUACACUUUUAAUGAUUUAAGCAGCUUUUCUCAGGUCAAAUUUACUCUACUUUUUGUUGUCUGGCAUUCAAGAAAAUGAUACAUAAUAUAACUUAAUACCCUGACUAAAAUUGAAUGAAUUUCUACAUACC